Messenger RNA from Anopheles funestus (African malaria mosquito), 587 nucleotides. RefSeq names its product cytochrome c oxidase assembly protein COX20, mitochondrial (gene l(3)87Df). Lineage: Eukaryota; Metazoa; Arthropoda; Insecta; Diptera; Culicidae. The record is from RefSeq and is a predicted model, not a curated record. Gene Ontology annotation, cellular component: mitochondrial inner membrane; mitochondrion. Gene Ontology annotation, biological process: mitochondrial respiratory chain complex IV assembly. The transcript has 2 exons. The coding region runs from base 126 to 497 and encodes 123 amino acids.
AACAGCAAUUUGUUUUCAUUCUGAUUUUGCAAAACCGGGCAUUUUACGGGUAAAUGAAUAGACGAAAACGAUCGAUAUCGUUAAAGUAAUAAAGCGUUCAUCAAAAUCUGUCUAAUCGAGCAACGAUGGCCGAAAGUCGCGUACAUCCAGCAGAAGAUAUCGACAUAGAUCCACCAUCGGAACGGUCUUUGAUCAUUUUUGGACGAGAUGUAAGCACCAUACCGUGCUUUCGGAACAGCUUUCUGUAUGGCAUCAGCAUUGGAAUGGGAGUCGGAUUUUUGGCAUUCCUAAAAACUUCCCGUCCACAACUUUCCACACACAUCGGAUUUGGAACGUUUAUGGCGACGACGAUUGGCUAUUGGUUUCCGUGUCGGUACAAUUGGUCCAAGCAAAAGUUCGAUACCGCACAGUUGCAACAAGCACUGCAACAGCAAGCUAUUUACGAGGGUACCGAAAAAGAACGUGAAAAGCUAGAUGUAAAGUUGGAGCAAGCAUAAUGACCAGUGAGACACGGUACAGUAGCUAUGGGAUUUUCCUUGUAAAUUGUGUUAAGAACGAAACAAACGUGACCUACCAUUUAAACCAAA